UAAAGGCGCACAAGUGGGCCGGAAGUUUGCUAAGUGAUGCGGGGUUAUAGCUUGCAGAUUGUGUUCUCUAAUUUAAACGAGGACGAUGACAGAAAGUUUAAUCUUGACUCUUCUAAUUUUGACAGUAGAGUUUAGUGAUGUGAGGGCAUCUCCACUAAACUCUGAUCCACAUAUAACUUCUCCAGUCGGUCGGUCGCAAAUGAGUGAACCUUUUAAAAUCAAGCAGCCCUCGAAUCAAAUGAAAGAGUCAUCCGGCAGACAGAUCACACGAGUCAAAACCGUAGCCGUGAUUUGUCACGAGAAUUACAUGGAGAUUGCGAUUAAGGCUGACCUCUUUGAAGUCGGUCUACCUGUGGAUGCUUCAGAGCUGCAGCUUGGCGCCGACAGUCAGUUUAUAACUUCUUGUAAAGUGAGCGCAUUCUCCACAAACGAGUACAUCAUAGCAGCUAGGCUCACCGACUGUGGCACUCAACACUGGAUUACAGAUGACUCCCUUAUAUACACCAACCUCCUUAUCUUCACUCCGCAACCCUCUCCAGAUGGAGUGGUUCGCCUUGAGCAGGCUGUAGUUCCCAUUGAAUGUUAUUAUCGAAGAAGGUUUGAUAUUACCAGUAACCCCAUCAGACCGACAUGGGUUCCUUUUAGUUCAACGCAAUCAGCAGUGGAGGAUUUGCAGCUUUCACUAAAGCUAAUGACAAGUGAUUGGCGCUCCGAACGAGCCUCUUCCAUGUACUUCCUGGGAGACUUCAUAAACAUAGAAGCCUCAGUUCGUCUGGGUCAUCAUGUUAACCUCCGUGUAUAUAUUGAGAGCUGUGUUGCCACAGUGACUCCAGAUAUUAAGUCUUUACCCAAAUACACAUUUAUUGAAAACCAUGGCUGUCUGACUGACGGACGGACAACUGGCUCAAAGUCCCGUUUCCUUCCCAGAAUCCAGAAUGACAAACUCCAACUACAACUGGAUGCAUUCAAAUUCCACCAAGAGACAAGGCCAGAGAUGUACAUCACUUGUACUCUUCAAGCUUACCCUGUAAUGGAUGUAGUUGACCCCUUUCAUAAAGCAUGCUCCUUUAUCGAUGGAAGCUGGAAGGCUGCAGAUGGUGGAGACUGGGCUUGUUACAGCUGCCAAGCAACAAAAGAUUAUGCAUUCCUCCAUUCUACACCGCAACAACCUGAGCCACCUUCUCCCAGACGAGACCAGACCUCAUCUUCCCAAAGACCCAACAAAUUUAAGAUUCAAGAGGGUUCUGGAAGUUCUUUCAAAUCCUUGCCAACAAGUGAACCUGUUCUCUCUUGGAAGAACGUAAUUCUCCCACAAGAGGAGGAUUAUGGAGUAUUUUCAGUGGGAUGGGAAGAGGAGAAAACCAUUGGUCCACUAGCCAUCCUUCCAAAAAAAAUGAAAAUGGGGUUUCUGGCUCCUCCCAGAGUGAAGCAGGGUGUUCCACCGGUCCCUUAUCUCAGUAAAGAUAAGAAACCGAUGCCUCAUAGUAGCCUAUGGAAGAAUGGUGUUUCUGCUAAGAUGGAUAAAAGUGUUAUAAUUCCUCAACCCUCAUUGGAAGACACUGAACAAGCUAAUAUCAUGGCAAUUAAACCAGAAUCGAAGAAGAUGGAGGAUGAAUAUGACAGUGAAGAUGGUGACGACACGGAAGACUAUGAUGGUAGAGGUGAAGACCAUGACUAUAAAGCGGAAAAAGAAAAAACAAGAGAGGUUUAUCAAAACAUGUGGAAGACUAAACUCUUGCCAGAAGAAGAUUUUAAAGAACGCUUUACAACUCUUGCCUCUAACAGUGAGGAAGACUCUGGACUUCAUAAUUAGGUACAAGCCCCUCCCUUCCAGAUAAAGAAGAGGGUUCCCUCUAAAGAAGGGUUAUGAAUGCUGAUAGAGAUGACUCCAUUUCGCUGAGAUGGAGGAAAGCACACAAGCAGGAACCGAGGCUUGAGAACUUUCACCAUUGCACUAAUUAAAUGGUUUCAAAAAAAA
Molecule: messenger RNA, 1978 nt
Organism: Carassius carassius (crucian carp)
Lineage: Eukaryota; Metazoa; Chordata; Actinopteri; Cypriniformes; Cyprinidae
Product: zona pellucida sperm-binding protein 3-like
Exons: 10
Coding region: 86-1813 (575 amino acids)
Biological process (GO): egg coat formation; positive regulation of acrosome reaction; binding of sperm to zona pellucida
Cellular component (GO): extracellular matrix
Molecular function (GO): acrosin binding
Source: RefSeq, a predicted model, not a curated record